CCCAUGCGACUUGGAGGUGCACCGGCUCCGUAGAGCACAAACAUCGCACUAUGGCCUCUCUCUGAGCCUGGUCGGACGAGAGAGAGUACAAAUCUAACCGGCAAUCCGUCACCAUCGACGCCUUGAUCAUGGACCUCCAGUCCAGAGGCCUAUCUGGGAGUCAUCGCAAUCAUCAAUAGCACUCCCGAAGAGCGAUAUUACAUCUAUUUUUUAAAAACCACUGUCACUUUUGAACAUCCUGGGAUUUAAAACCGAAGUGAGCACUCACCCCCAUCUGCCGGUUAGCCAACUAGUUCGCUAAAGUCAACAGCCAAGAAGGGCUUCACUCGUCUGUUGGAACAAAGAUCAAGCAAACAAAACUUUUUUUUUUUUAUUACUACCAGAAGACUGACCAGAGGCUGACACCCCAAGGUCCCAAUUUUACAACCCUGUCACUGUUGGUACCUGAGGCUGGCAACAUACAGCCACCCUGAUGCAGACCUCUAAAAGAACGUGAAAUGAACAAACCACCACAACCUAUAACGGGACCCACCUCUGUCCCAAAUCCCUCCCCAUCCCCCGGACUGACACAGGCUGCUUACGGCCCCGGACAGCCGCCCUCUCUCGUUUUUGCCACGCCGCCACAAAUGAACUCCGCACAGCAGCCCAGACAGUUUGCUACAGGGCCUCGUACUUUACACCAACAGCGGCAGUUUCAUGUCGAUGGUGGAUACAGAGCGUUGCAGAGUUACUAUCCGAGUCGAGCCACGAUGGCCGCCAGCGCUCCUCGGGUGCAGACCAGCAGCGGCCCCCGGCCCGUCGCGCCUACGCACGUCUACUCUCCCAGCUCCCAGAUGAUGAUGAUCCCCCAGCAGCAGCUGCCCUUCGGCGGCUCCCAGGGCUACUUUAUCCCACCCGGACAGUACCGUACUCAGUACAUACCUCAGACCCAACAGUAUCCUGUGACCAGCAGCACAGGCUUCUAUACCGGGACGAGCCCUGCAGAAUACUCUCCUUAUGAGCCCUCUCUUGCUGCGCGGGAGAGGCGGGGUGGCGGGGGGAGAGGGGGCGGGCGAGAGAACGGCCGUCUCUCUCUCCACGGCGCUCCUCUCGCCUCCCAGCGCUACCCCGCUGGAACCUACUACCCAGCCCAGCCGCAGUACCCGCCAUCCGUACAGCCGGCGCCGGUGAUGAUCAACCCGCAGCAACAAGCCCCGCCCCCCCAGCAAGCGCCCGCGCAGCCGCAGGGCCCGCCGAAGCGGGAGCGCAGACAGAUAACGAUACGAGACCCCAACCAAGGGGGGCGGGACAUCACGAAGGAGAUCAUGUCAGGUGGAAGGUCUACCACAGCGGCGACUCCCCCGCAGGCAUCUGGAGCAGAAGUAAGCAUCGCCCAGACCAAUGGUGAAGUUGUACAGCCUGUUGCUACGGUGACACGAAAAGAGGAGCACGCGGAGCCCGCUGCUUCCACUGAAAGCCCUCCACCCGCUGCCCCCGAAAACACGGAGCCCGUAGCGGAGGCCAAACAGGAAGUGAUCAGACGGCUCACCCCGCCUGUGGAGUCGGCCGCCCAGCCGGUGGCGACCGCCGCCGCUACCGAGAGACUUUCCCCGUCGAUAAAGGAGCGAAUGUCUCCGGCUCCCCUCCCGCCAGCGGCUGCAGCUACCAGCGGCGCCGCUGAGGCGGUCGGUAAAGUCGUCGCCGACACGGUCGACGCGCCGGUCAGACCUUCUGCAUCACCGGUGCCGCCAGAGACGGCGGUGAAAACGGAGGAGCCGCCGGCUGCCCUGUCCGAAAAGCAAGCCGAACAGGAGGAGGUGAAACCAGAAGUCGUCGAAGCGGAAAAAGAGGAAGAGACGCAGAGCGCCGCGCCGGAGCCCCCCGUUGAAGCUGCAGUAGCUCCUGUGGAGGCCGCGAAGGAGGAGGAGGAGGAUGCUGCUGCAGAGCCAUCCGGUGACGUCUCCCCGCCCCUCGCCGUACCUCCACCUGCUGCUCCACAGGCCCUCCGCCUGGACCCCAGCUCUGAACCGCUUAGCUCGGCAGAGACUCCCCUCUCCAACGGCCUUCCUCAGGAGGCCGAAGAACUCCCUGCAGACGCACCAGUGACUGACACUACACCCCAGGACAAACCCGACCCCCCUCAAUCUCAGGAAUCCGCAGCUGUGGCUAAAACAGCACCACCAGCACAGAAAGAGGAGGAGGAGGAGGAGGAGACGACGCGGGAGGAAGAGCCGCCGCCGCAGAAGAAGACAGAAGAUGCUCCUCUUGCCUCUGCCAGCUGUCCAGAGGAAACUACUAUGCAAGCUGCUACGUCUGUGCCAAAGAAGAAGAAGAACACGAAAGAUCUGGACAAAAAAGCCAUCCUCCAGGAUGCCUUCAAAGAGCCGGAGCCGGAAGCCAAGCCUGUUCCUGAACCAUCAGCGGUCCAGGUCUGCCCUCCAGCUCCAGCUGAGCCUCCCGCCGAAGCAGUGGAGGAGACCCCGGAGGAAAAAGAGGACAAGCAGAACUCAGAACCGGACAAACCCGAAUCCCCCGUUGAUCCAGAUCAGAAAUACCAGUACAAAGAAGUCCAAUGGGAGCCGAUAAACCCAGAAGCAAAGAAGCGGUACGACCGGGAGUUCCUUCUGGGCUUCCAGUUCCGCAGCGCCAGCAUGCACAAACCCGAGGGUCUGCCGCUCAUCAGCGACGUGGUCCUGGACGAGGUAAACAAGACUCCGCUGCGGCCUGUCGAUCCAAGUCGACUGAUGAGCGCGGGUUCAGAUUUCACGCCUCCGUUUUUGGGGGGUCUCGGGGGAAAAUCAAUGGGACAACGACCUCAGCCCUCUGGCUCCCAUCGCUCCCAGCAGAGCUUGCGAAAAGAGCCCAAGAAAAUCAUCAUCAUCAACAGCAGGUCUCUGACCGACAACGUGCAGCUCAACAAGGCCGCCAACGCCUGGAAGCCCUCCACCAUAAAGCAGGAGGACAGCACCCCCGAAGAGAGCGACGACGAGCAGGCAAAGACCCGGGAGGUGUUCAAGCGCCUGCGCAGCAUCCUCAACAAGCUCACCCCGCAGAAGUUCCAGGAGCUGAUGAAGCAGGUGAUGGAGCUGAAGAUAGACACAGAAGAGAGGCUGAAGGGGACCAUCGAUCUCAUCUUCGAGAAGGCCAUCUCCGAGCCCAACUUCUCCGUAGCCUACGCCAACAUGUGCCGCUGCCUCAUAGGGCUGAAAGUGCCCAUCCCGGACAAGCCUGGAAACUUUGUGAACUUUCGCAAACUUCUGCUCAACCGCUGCCAGAAGGAGUUUGAAAAGGACCAGGACGACGACGAGAUCUUUGAGAGAAAGCAGAAGGAGAUGGAAGCUUCCAAGAACGACGAGGAGCGCGAGAGUCUGAGGGUGGCGCUGGAAGACUCCAGGGACAAAGCUCGCAGGCGCUCGCUGGGCAACAUCAAGUUCAUCGGCGAGCUCUUCAAGCUGAAAAUGCUGACGGAGGCCAUCAUGCACGACUGCGUGGUCAAACUGCUGAAGAACCACGACGAGGAAUCUCUGGAGUGUCUCUGCAGACUGCUCUCCACCAUCGGAAAAGAUCUGGACUUCGAGAAGGCCAAGCCUCGCAUGGAUCAGUAUUUCGCCCAGAUGGACAAGAUCAUCAAGGAGAGGAAGACCUCAUCCAGAAUCCGCUUCAUGCUGCAGGACGUUCUGGACCUCAGAAGGAAUAACUGGGUUCCACGCAGAGGAGACCAGGGUCCUAAAACAAUCGACCAGAUCCACAAAGAGGCAGAGAUGGAGGAGCACAGGGAGCAGAUCAAAGUCCAGCAGCAGCUCCUGUCUAAGAAGGACAGCCGCGGGCCGCACACGCCUGCGAGGGGCCGGCCCUCCCAGCCUCAGGAUGAGGGCUGGAACACGGUGCCCAUCUCCAAGAAUCGGCCCAUCGACAUCACCCGCCUCAGCAAGAUCACAAAGCCCGGCGCCCUGGACUUCAACAACCAGCGGCUGGCUCCGGACGGGAAAGGCAUGUGGGGCAGCUGGGGGAAAGGCAGCAGCGGAGGAAGUGGAGCUAAACCAGCAAGCGGAGAUCAGGACUCUGGACGUCCAGCGACCAGCACUCUCAACCGAUUCUCAGCCCUGCAGCAGUCCGGUUCCAUGUCAUCAUCAACAGACUCUGAUCGGCGAGUUCCUCAGAGGUCGAGCGCCAGUCGGGAACGCGGCGGUGACCGAGACCGGAGUGACCACGACAGGGACCGGUACGACCGAUUCGCUCGCAGCGAGAGACAAGACGGGAACCAGUUUUCCAAGCGAAGCUUCAGCAGAGAAUCGCAGGAGCGCGGCGGGAGGGGCGGAGACAACCGGGCCUCGACGGAGCCCGUGCGCCGCGUCGCCAGCAUGACCGACAACCGGGACCGAGGCAGCAGAGACAGGGGCAGCCGGGACCGAGGAGGUCACGACCGGGGCAGCAGAGACAGAGGCAGCCGGGACCGAGGAGGCAGAGAUCAAGGCGGCCGGGACCGAGGAAGCAGGGACCGAGGAAGCAGGGACCAAGGGAGCCGGGACCGAGGAAGCAGGAGCCAAGGAGCUCGGGACACUGGGCCAAGCAAAGACCUCCCAGUGAAGCGUGAAAGUGCCCCUGCUUCUCUUCCCAAGCCGGCCAUGACUGAAGAGGAGGUGGAGAAGAAGUCCAACGCCAUCAUUGAAGAAUACCUCCACAUAAACGACAUGAAGGAGGCGCUGCAGUGCGUCGCAGAGCUCAACAGUGCCUCGCUACUCUACAUCUUUGUGCGCAGCGGCCUGGAAUCGACGCUCGAACGCAGCACCAUUGCCAGGGAGCGCCUGGGUUUGCUGCUGCACCACCUGGUAGAGGCGGGGACGUUGGCCACCCAGCAGUACUAUAAAGGGCUGCUAGAAAUCCUGGAAGUGGCCGAGGACAUGGCUAUAGAUAUACCUCACAUCUGGCUCUACCUGGCAGAGCUCAUUACUCCCAUGCUCCAUGACGGGGGCAUCCCUAUGGGACAGCUCUUUAGGGAGAUCUCGAAGCCUCUGGUGCCUCUGGGGAAGGCCGGCACACUGCUGGCGCAGAUUCUCACGCAGCUCUGCAAAGGAAUGACUCAUGAGAAGGUCGGGUCGUUGUGGAGAGAUGCUGCCCUGAAUUGGAAAGAGUUCUUGUCCAAGGAUGAAGAUAUCAACAAAUUUGUCACCAAUGAGAAAGUGGAAUUUACCACUGAGGAAGACAAAGAGCCGAAGGAAGCUGGUGAGAAGAAGGUCCUGAGCGGAGAGGAAAUCAGCAAAGAGCUGGACCGGCUGCUUCAGGAGAAGGCCAACAACCAGCGCAUCAGAGACUGGAUAGAGGCCAAUCUGGAUGAGCAGCAGUGGGCUUCCAGCCACUUCGUACGAGCGUUGAUGACGUCGGUGUGCCAGUCUGCCAUCAUAUGUGACAACCCGUACAAGGUGGACGAGAAGCAGAUCAAACAGAGAGCCCCUCUGCUGCAGAGAUAUCUCUGCGACGAGGAGAAGGGGCUGCAAGCCCUCUAUGCCCUCCAGGCCCUCAUGGUGCACAUGGAACAGCCUGCAAGCCUGCUGCUAAUGUUCUUCAACACCCUUUACGACGAGGACGUGAUUGAAGAGGAGGUCUUCUUCAAGUGGGAGUCCAGCAAAGAUCCGGCAGAGCAAACCGGCAAAGGCGUAGCCUUGAAGUCCGUCACCGGCUUCUUCACCUUCCUCCGCAAUGCCGAAGAGGAGUCCGACAAGGACUGAGGAAACUGUUUAAAAAAAAAAAGAAAAUAAUCCUGCUUUCAUCAAAACGAGGCGGAUCUGCAGGCAACUGCGAAAGAGUAGUAGACAAUAUAUUUAGCCCAGAGUGGCAGACUCGAAUCAAUCCUCAAUGAGGAUAAAUCUUUAUUUUUCUUUUUUUUUUUUUUUUGUUUUCUUUGAGGGAUGAACUCAGAAAACAAUCAUUUCUCCCUUUCCCUCCUCUCCUGCUUUACACAGCAAGUGUCCUCAUGAAAUAAACUUGAAACAUACUCAGCAGGACUGCUUGUUAAUGACGUGUCGGAAAUCCACACAUCACUACAAACUUUUUUUUUUUUUAAAUCACAGUAACACAAACCAACUGGCUGCUUCUCCAUCGUUCUAGACGAUUACGCCUGAUGUCCUCUGACCUGCAGGAGGCGGCCUGCGGGGGGGAGGGGGGGGCUGUGUGGUGUGGUGGCUUCCCUUAGACCGCGGGCCUCUUGGAAUGAUCUGAUACACAGAUCCUCUCUGUCCUUUUUACUGGAGUGUGCAGCAUGACUGAAGUGCGCUUCAAUCAAGAAAAAAAAUAAAAUUAAAAAAAAUUCAGCGGACGAAAUGUUUGACGUUAAGGACUUGAACUUAGAUGGAGUUUUAAAUGCAAAGGUUGUCUAUUUUCCUCUCUUCCUGUUUCCUGUCAUGAGAGCUGAUGAUGACUCUGACUACAGGGGGGGGGGGUUGGUCUUAAUGCUUCCUCUAAGCCAUCCUUUCCCAUCCCAGGUGGUGAGCCACACACCGACUGACUCAUCUUUACCUCUUUAACCUGACACCUAAUGACCCAAUCAUCAUUAGAAACUUGAAAUCCGCAGAGAAAAAAAAAAAUGACUUGAUGAAAAUUAAAUAUAUACAGUGGGGGAGGGGAGGCAGUUAAAAACACAGAAGUGAUCCGAAAGCCUUUUCUACUUUAAGUGGAAACUCAUUUCAGGACCUUUCUGUAAAUAUAUAAUGAUGAUGAACUUUUUUUUUUCUGUUUUUAUUUUUCAGAAACCAUGAAUUUCUGAUGUAAUUGCAGUGUCUCAUUUUCCAGCAGAAACCACAGUUGUCCAGAUGCAGAGAGGUGCUUUAGAUAAUUCAAUGAUUAUUAGUUUUAUUUCAAUUUUGUAAAUAUUUCUUUUUUUUUUUUUUUUGCUUUCUUUAUUUAAGAAAAUGAUUGCUUCUUUUGCAUCGGAAACUGGAAAGAUGAGGUGACAGAAACAUUACAAUAAAUGACUUAUUAAGUUGC
Molecule: messenger RNA, 6960 nt
Organism: Fundulus heteroclitus (mummichog)
Lineage: Eukaryota; Metazoa; Chordata; Actinopteri; Cyprinodontiformes; Fundulidae
Gene: eif4g1a
Product: eukaryotic translation initiation factor 4 gamma, 1a
Exons: 34
Coding region: 498-5705 (1735 amino acids)
Cellular component (GO): eukaryotic translation initiation factor 4F complex
Molecular function (GO): translation initiation factor activity; mRNA binding; protein binding
Source: RefSeq, a predicted model, not a curated record